UGCAAGUGUAUUCUUGCAAAAGUAAAGCGGAACGCAGAGGAUGGAUACUCAACAAAUAUCUACGCAAUACGUAUUGAUAAAAAAUUUGUACAAACUACAAAGUCAUAAACCCUCCCUUCGCUAUUGUGCAUUUCUAAAACCCUAACCUAAGCUCUGUUCUUCGCUGUUACAAAUAACAGCUUUUCAGAAACAAAGAAAAACGAUGAACACCGUCUUAAAACGCACAGCUUCCUUAGUCUCCCGGCGGAUUCUUACGGCCUCAGCCCAAACUCUCCUUCACCACUUCCACUCAACAGCAGCGGCAGCUGCAAACACCACUCGAAAUGCUGAGACUCUUUUUGUUAACAGAUUCAGAUCCUUCGCCAGCUUUCCGGGGUCCUCGGCCAGGGGGUUCCACGCCCAAUCAGGGCCUUUGAAUUUCAGGGCAUCGCCGAGUUGGAAGGCGGAGUAUGCCAUCGAGGAUUAUGAUGACGAGAAGGGAGGUGAUGGGCUUGAGAUCUCUAGUCUGGGCAUUGCUCCAGAGAUUGUUUCCGCUUUGAAAAAUAAGGGUAUCACCAAAUUAUUUCCUAUCCAGAGAGCGGUGUUGGAACCGGCAAUGCAAGGAAGGGAUAUGAUUGGACGAGCUAAGACAGGGACAGGCAAAACACUUGCCUUUGGGAUUCCUAUAAUGGACAAAAUCAUUCGAUACAAUGCUGAACAUGGGCGAGGUAGAAACCCCUUGUGCUUGGUUUUGGCACCAACAAGAGAACUUGCUAAACAAGUUGAGAAGGAAUUUCAUGAGUCUGCCCCCAACUUGGAUACAAUUUGUGUUUAUGGGGGUACACCCAUUUCCCGCCAAAUGAGGCAACUUGACUAUGGUGUUGAUGUAGCUGUUGGCACACCUGGCCGCAUUAUUGAUCUGCUCAAGAGAGGUGCUCUCAACUUAACAGAGGUUCAAUUUCUUGUUAUUGAUGAAGCAGAUCAGAUGCUUCAAGUUGGAUUUGCCGAGGAUGUUGAAACCAUACUGGAGAGGUUGCCUGCGAAUCGUCAAAGCAUGAUGUUUUCAGCAACAAUGCCGAAGUGGAUCAAAAGCCUUACCCAGAAGUACUUGAAGAAUCCCUUAACUAUCGAUCUGGUUGGAGAAUCUGAUCAAAAGUUGGCAGAAGGAAUUUCCUUGUAUUCUAUUGCAGCAGAUAUGCAUAGAAAAGCAUCAAUUCUUGGUCCUCUAAUAACAGAGCAUGCAAAAGGAGGAAAGUGUAUUGUUUUUACUCAGACUAAGCGUGAUGCUGAUCGACUGGCGUAUGCCAUGGCAAGAAACUUUAAAUGUGAGGCUUUGCAUGGUGACAUCUCACAAAGCCAGAGGGAGAGAACUCUCUCAGGCUUCCGAGAUGGGCAUUUUAAUAUUUUAGUUGCUACUGAUGUUGCUGCUCGUGGUCUUGAUAUACCUAGUGUUGACCUGAUAAUACAUUAUGAGCUUCCAAACACGUCUGAAACUUUUGUUCAUCGAACUGGCCGAACUGGUCGUGCUGGAAGGAAAGGAAGUGCAAUUCUUAUCUAUACUCAAGAGCAAAGUAGGGCUGUUAGGGUUAUUGAACGAGAAGUAGGAUGCAGAUUUUCUGAGCUUCCUAGGAUUGAGGUUGAGGGUGGGAGCACUGGCAUGUUCAAUGAGAUGGGUGCUGGUGGUCGAUUUGGGUUAUUUAGAGGUACACCAGAUCGUAGAUAUGGUGAUAUGGGUUCUGGUCGUUCUGGUAGGAAAGGGGAAUAUGGAUUUGGCCGUCCUGGAGGCAAUAAGAGUCCUGGAUUUGGUCGCGCUGGUAGUCAGUUUUCUGGUGAGAUGGGUGGCUAUGGAGGACCUAGCUUUAGUCGCUUUGGUUCUAAUAAUUGGUCUGGAAACCUUGGUGGUCCUGCAUUUGGUCGUCCAAGUGGAUUUGGGGAUUCAAGUAAAUCAGAUCGUUCUAGCGGCUUUGGUAGCUUUGGUCCUAGACGUACUAGAGGAUUUGGAGGCUUUGGUUCAAGCAAUCCAGAUAGAUUUGGUGACAAUCACUCUGGUCAAACUGUUGGUGGCUUUGGGAGCUUUGGUUCAGGUCGUUUUGGUGAAUUUGAUGAGAAUCAUUCAAACCAAAGCAGUGGGACCCAUGGUGAUUCUCAAUCUAGCCAUUUUAGCAGCUUUGGUGGCUCCAAUGUUGAUGAUGAUCAGAGCACUGGAAGAAGACCCUUCUAAAUUCUUUUUAGGGAAGAAGGCAGCAUUCCAGUGACAGCUUCUGGUGGGAAACAGAUUCUCAGAAACAAAGAUUCUUUAGGAACGUGAAAGUUUGUUGGGAAGUGAGAAAGAGGUAGACCCCCAAUCCUUUUCCUCUUCCCUCCCCAUUAGGGCAUAAGCCUACUAAUAUCUACUAGUUAUUUGCGUGGGAAUGUUUUUGGAUGCUGGCUGUUGGUAUUGAAAUUAAUUAUACGUGAAGCAAAAAAAUCUUCAGACUGAUCAUGUAUUGUGAAUAGGUUUCAUAAUAGAAUUCAUUCUGGGAAAGUAGCCUCAUCCUCUGUCUUCUUUUUCCCAAUCCAUUUCUACUGGUGUUAUGCCUUGCCUAGGGGUGUAAAUGAGAUACCAGUGCUUGCAAAUUACUCGAGUUCGAUUUAUAUAAAACUCGAAUUCAGCUCGAUCAUUGUCUAGCCGAGCUUAAGCUCUAACUUGGAUAGCUUGACUUAUCGAGCGAGCCAAAUUUGAGUAUUCUAAUACCCGGUUCGAGUAAUUUACGAGCUUAAUCCAAUUUUUAUAUUUUAUUAUAUUUUUUAUUAUUUUAUCUUUAUAUAUAUCAAUUCGAACUUGAGUUCGAAUAUAAAUAAUCGAGUUUGAAGUUGAGCAUGAGAAUCGAGCUCGUUAUUUAUUCAAUAAAUGAGUCUCAAAUUUUAUUUUGAGUUUGAAAAUUUGAAUUUGAUCGAAUUCAAGCGGAGUUUCGAGUCAAGCUUGUUUGUUUUAUUGUAUCGACUCAGUUUGAUUAGUUUGCUUAAGAUUUCUGGCUUUCACUUCCCCAAAAUCCUGUUGUUGUUAUGAUGUUCCUUCCAUCCAAAUUAUUUUGGUCGGACUGAGCUAAUUGUGAUUGAUUUUGGGGGUAUUUACAUGCUAACGCAGCAUCAAUUUGAGCCCGAUUGUAACAUCAACCUUUCAAAGCUGUAGCUUCGAAAUGAAGGGUCAUUUCACCGUUGUUGGUUUGUUUUAAUCAUUAAACAAUUUGACAAAGGCCUCACUUCCUAUGGGUUUUCUUUUAAUGGAUUAUCGUAGAUCAUCCUUACAUUGUGAUUGAAGCAUUUGCAAUUUUGAUUGCAUAUUCUCGUAAGGCCUUUAUGUCAUUGGAAAAUUUUCUUUAAAAAUUCAAUUUAGUUGGUAGGGAUCAAAGUGAGACAAAAAAGGUGAUCUGUCACUGUUUUCAUUUAUUUGGGCGUUCCUUUUGUUUUUAAUGUUUUCCAGCAAUAAUGGUGGGAAUAUAUUAAGCAUUUAUUUUUAAGUUUCAUUUGAAUGUGUUGUGAGAGAAUUCCCAUCCCCGUUUGCAUGUCGUUUAAUAAUUGAAUCCUUAAGGUUCAGUUAUAAAACACAGUUACGACACGGUGAGAGUCCCCUCACAACACAAACAAAACACAACCAAAGGGAUCCAUUGGAUGCUAAGAUUAGAGGAACAGCAUGGAAUUGAUAUGUGAAAUCAUUCAAAAGUUGGAAUGAAUGUAGACUAUAUGUAAAAACUAAUAGAUAUUUGAUAAUUAUAACGUUUUGAGAAACCUCUUUUUCUGUCCUCAUUACAAAUUUUUGUAAAAGAAUUAAUGACUUCUUUUUUAUUUUUUAUUUUUAAAAGGACUUCUGGUUUUCCUAUGGCUUUUACCACUUGAGUUUUAUUGUGCUAUAAUUAGUGGAAAAAGUUUGUUCCUUGAACUUGGUAAAUUUUCAAUGAGUCCUUUAUCUUUAACCUAGCUUAGUUCUUCAAGUAGUUUUUAACUAUCAGACAAGUUCAGAAUGCCCCGAAAGCAUUGCUAGGAGUUGAUGAGAAAGUUGAAAUGUGACAUGAUAUUUGUGCUAAGACUCAUUUUCAUUUGUUUAUACUUAGUUAUUCGUAGUUGAGAUUGAAACCUUUUUGUUAAUUACUUAUCAGCAUAUAAUGCCAAAGUGGUAAACAGGAAAACUGAAAAAUUACCCAAAAUAUCUAUCUUUAAGAGAAACCAAAUUUCAAAAUGAAUUUACAGACUACAGGUUUUACAUAAUGGUUUCUACCUCCCUUAAAGCUAGCAUUGUGACUAUGAAUAAACCAACCGAGGUUGGUCUUGCGGUGGCCUUUGCUGGUCAUUGUCGUGUUGGUUUUGCAGCAGUAUUUGUAAGCCUUAAAUCACAAAUGUUUAAACUACCUUAAAGCAUUCUUGCUCAUUUUGCCCUUUUUUGGACCCUAAAUUCCA
Messenger RNA from Durio zibethinus, 4413 nucleotides. RefSeq names its product DEAD-box ATP-dependent RNA helicase 53, mitochondrial-like. NCBI's taxonomy places the organism in Eukaryota, Viridiplantae, Streptophyta, Magnoliopsida, Malvales, Malvaceae. Gene Ontology annotation, cellular component: cytosol. The record is from RefSeq and is a predicted model, not a curated record. Gene Ontology annotation, molecular function: RNA helicase activity; nucleic acid binding; ATP binding.